AUGAAAUAUAACCAGAGUAACAGUGAAAGAAACGAAGAAGGUGAACCUUCUCUACAAGCUAAAAUUUUUGAUAAAUAUCAACUUUUGGCAUAUACAAUUGUUUUAUGUACUUAUAUUACUUGUUUUUGUGAAUAUUUAUAUUUACGAUUAACUUCAAUAUUAAUACCAGAACAUUUUAAAUGGCAUCAAAAAGUUUGUCAAAGGAAUGAAGCUGUUAUUGGGAAAAAUGCUUGGCAUUAUUCUAUAGCUAUAUUAUUAUUUAUUGUUGUAGCAAUUUUUAAAAUAUUAUGUUUUUUUUUACUUACAUUAUCAGAUCCCUUUUUUAAAAAAGAACCUGUUAUUAACCUAAGGCAACGUUUAACAUCAAAACAACAAGAAUUUUUAAAUUUAAAAAUAUGGGUAUUAAAAAUAACUAAUGAUACGAUGUAUCCAACAUUUGGAAUUUAUAUUAUUUGUUCUGUUAUUAUAUUUCUUAUAAGUUAUUAUUUGUUAGGAAUUAAUGAUUCUUUAGAUUCAAAUUUUUCCCAUUAUAACAAUCAUUUACCAUCCUGA
This is a messenger RNA of Strongyloides ratti, 552 nucleotides long. RefSeq lists its product as hypothetical. The record is from RefSeq and is a predicted model, not a curated record. The coding region runs from base 1 to 552 and encodes 183 amino acids. The transcript has 4 exons. Lineage: Eukaryota; Metazoa; Nematoda; Chromadorea; Rhabditida; Strongyloididae.